AUGAACCCUACAGCUACAAAAAGAUUUGUGUCCCGUUCAGAGUGGGAGCAGAGACUCUCCAAGGUAAAAGUAAACAAGCAAGAUCUCAAUCAAUUAGUGAUGAACUACUUGGUGAUUGAGGGCUACAAGGAUGCAGCCGAACAGUUUAGUGCAGAGAGUGGAUUGUCACCGGCUGUUGAUUUGGAGUCUAUUCAAGAGAGAAUGGAGAUUAGACAUGCGAUUCAGUCUGGAGAUGUUGACACUGCAAUCGAUUUAGUUAAUGAUUUGAAUCCUGAAAUUCUUGAUACCAAUCCACAAUUGUUCUUCCGACUCCAACAACAAAGACUUAUUGAGCUGAUACGUAAAGGAGAUUUUGGAGCGGCAUUGGAGUUUGCAGCAGAGGAAAUGGCGCCUCGUGGAGAGGAACAUCCUGAGUUUCUUGAGGAGUUGGAGCGUACGAUGGCAUUGUUUGCAUUCCAAGACAUCAAUACGUCGCCUGUGAAGGAUCUGUUGCACUCUGGACACCGACAAAAGACAGCCAGUGAGCUCAACACGGCGAUUCUUGACAGCCAGUCGCGCGAAAAGGAGCCAAAGUUACCGAAUCUACUGAAAAUGCUGGUCUGGAGUCAGGUUCAGCUUGAUGAACGUCUGCUAUAUCCACGUAUUGAAGAUUUCUUAAAGGCAGAUUUGGUGACACCAGAGGAGGAACUCGUCAAAUCUACGGACCAUUGA
Messenger RNA from Phycomyces blakesleeanus NRRL 1555(-), 711 nucleotides. RefSeq lists its product as hypothetical. The transcript is spliced from 3 exons. Gene Ontology annotation, molecular function: protein binding. Gene Ontology annotation, cellular component: nucleus; cytoplasm. NCBI's taxonomy places the organism in Eukaryota, Fungi, Mucoromycota, Mucoromycetes, Mucorales, Phycomycetaceae. The coding region runs from base 1 to 711 and encodes 236 amino acids. The record is from RefSeq and is a predicted model, not a curated record. Gene Ontology annotation, biological process: proteasome-mediated ubiquitin-dependent protein catabolic process.